Messenger RNA from Oreochromis niloticus (Nile tilapia), 887 nucleotides. RefSeq names its product glutathione S-transferase. NCBI's taxonomy places the organism in Eukaryota, Metazoa, Chordata, Actinopteri, Cichliformes, Cichlidae. Gene Ontology annotation, biological process: glutathione metabolic process; L-phenylalanine catabolic process. Gene Ontology annotation, molecular function: glutathione transferase activity; maleylacetoacetate isomerase activity. The record is from RefSeq and is marked provisional. Gene Ontology annotation, cellular component: mitochondrion.
UCUUCAUUUCAUCAUCCCUCCACAACUUCACUCUCAGUUGUAAGAAUUCACUCUGAAACCAUGGCUAAGGCAAUGACUCUGCUGUGGGGGGCUGGAUCGCCUCCCUGCUGGAGGGUGAUGAUCGCUCUGGAGGAGAAGAACCUGCAGGGCUACAACCAAAAACUGCUAUCCUUCGAUAAAAUGGAGCACAAGUCCAAAGAAGUGUUAGAUAUAAAUCCCAGGGGACAGCUUCCAACAUUCAAACAUGGAAACACUAUUGUGAAUGACUCCUAUGCAGUCUGUUUUUACCUGGAGAGCAAGUUUAAGUCCCAAGGAAACAAAUUGAUCCCAGACAGCCAAGAAGAACAAGCUCUGAUGUACCAACGCAUGUUUGAGGGUCUCACAUUCUACGACAAACUCAAUGCGGUUAUUUACUACGACUGGUUUGUCCCUGAAGGUGAGAGACAUGAAUCAGCUCUGAAUAGAAACAAAGAGGCUCUGACCACUGAACUCAAACUCUGGGAGGGUUACCUGCAGAAGCUGGGCUCAGGCUCUCAUGUGGCAGGACCGUCCUUCACACUGGCAGAUGUGGUCAUUUUUCCUACGGUUGCUUAUCUUUUCAGAUUUGGGCUGUCUGCAAAGCGUUAUCCUAAACUUGGAGAGUAUCACAAUCUGCUGAAGGAUAGACCCAGUGUCAAAGCCAGCUGGCCUCCUCAUUGGCUGGAGAACCCUGAGGGCCAAGACACACUGAAAGACAUCUGACAUAAAUGCAGACUUGAAUGAAUGUCAUUGUGUGUAUAUCAAACAACAGUCUGUUGACUGAUACAAGUUCAGGUUCUAUUAACAGCAGUUGUUUUGUUGUUUGUUUGUUUUUAAUAUGAGAUGUCAUGUAGCAUCAACCAACAGUC